GCGCCGCACAGGAAGUAGCGGCUGCGGGGAGCGGCGGCGCCAGCUGGGGCUGCGGCGCUCCAUGAGACCAGGCUCCCGCAGCCGCCCGGCCCCGCUCUUCUCCGCCUCCCGGCACCGGCAUCAGCGGCCGAGCCCGGGGGCUGGAGCCGGAGGCUGAGCCGGCCGCAGGCGGCUCCGGCUUCUUCCCGAGGAGGCGGCGGGGAACGCAGGCAAAUGAGAAAGCAAAUCUCUUGAAACAUAAGCAGUGGUACUUCCCUGGAGGGAGGAGAUGGGAAUUCUCCUGUUACUCUGAGAGUUGCCAGGUGCCAGAAGUGGUCCACAGUGGUGGUGUCUGUCAUGAAUAAAAGGUGACAGCAAAAGUGGAAGGCUGAUGAGACCCCACUGACACAGCAAUAGGACAGUUUUUCAGGGACAAUUAUUCUGAGUGACGGCCCUUGCACACGCUUCUGAGUGGUUAUCAUGGGCUUCAUUGCCUUUCUGAAGACCCAGUUCAUAGUUCACCUCCUCAUUGGGUUCGUCUUUGUUGUGAGUGGACUGAUCAUUAACUUCAUUCAACUAUGCACGCUAGUCCUCUGGCCCAUAAACAAGCAGUUUUAUCGACGAGUAAACUGUCGCCUUGCCUAUUCGCUUUGGAGCCAGUUGGUAAUGCUGCUGGAAUGGUGGUCAGGCACAGAGUGCACCUUGUUCUCUGACGAGGCUACUGUGAAUACCUUUGGGAAAGAGCACGUCAUCAUCAUCUUGAAUCACAACUUUGAAAUUGACUUCUUGUGUGGCUGGACUAUGACAGAACGCUUUGGAGUACUCGGGAGUUCCAAAGUUCUCGCUAAGAGAGAGCUACUGUAUGUGCCCCUAAUUGGCUGGACGUGGUACUUCCUUGAGAUUGUUUUCUGCAAAAGGAAAUGGGAAGAAGACAGAGAUACGGUUAUUGAAGGAUUAAAACGUUUGGCUGAUUAUCCUGAAUAUAUGUGGUUUCUCCUGUAUUGUGAAGGAACUCGUUUUACAGAAACCAAGCAUCGUAUCAGUAUGGAGGUAGCCGAAUCCAAGGGGUUGCCUAAACUGAAAUACCACCUAUUGCCCAGAACCAAAGGUUUCACCACUGCUGUCCAGUGUCUCAGGGGAACAGUUGCAGCAGUGUAUGAUGUAACACUAAAUUUCAGAGGAAACAAGAACCCCUCCUUAUUAGGAAUUCUUUAUGGAAAGAAAUAUGAAGCAGAUAUGUGUGUAAGGAGAUUUCCUCUGGAAGACAUCCCUCAAGAUGAAAAGGAAGCUGCAAAUUGGCUUCAUAAGCUUUAUCAAGAAAAGGAUGCUUUGCAAGAGAUGUAUAAUCAGGAAGGCGUAUUUCCUGGCCAGCAGUUUAAACCUCCUAGGAGACCAUGGACUCUCCUAAACUUUCUUUUCUGGGCCACAGUUCUCCUCUCGCCUCUCUUCACAUUUGGCUUUGGAGUUUUUGCAAGUGGAUCACCUCUCCUUAUCCUUGCAUUCCUGGGAUUUGUUGGAGCAGCUUCCUUUGGAGUUCGUAGACUGAUAGGAGUAACUGAAAUAGAAAAAGGCUCCAGCUAUGGCAACCAAGAAUUCAAGAAAAAGGAAUAACUGACAGCUGCAGUUCAGCACAUAUAAUGAGACUAUGGUACCUGAUUAACUUCAGUUAAAAAAACAAACACUUAGAAACUAUCUUUUUCUUAAUAACUGAUGACUAAUAUUAAUGAAUAAAACUUGAGCCAAGAAUGAAGAAUUUGGAGGCAUCAACUGAAAAGAACGCAUCAACUUUCUGCCUGUUUAAGGAUUACUGUAGUCAAACUAUGGGAGAAAAUCUGGGGUGGGGGGGAGGAGGAAAUUAAUUUUUCUUGCUUUGUUGGGGGUUUGGGGGUGGGGGGAGAAGAGAGGUCAUUGGGCAUGGCCAUGUGCAUCGUCAGAUGACUGAAUACACUGGUUUCUGUCAAGAGCACUACACUCACUUUUACAACAGGAGCCAUUGAAUGUUUCUUCUUGCUAAAGCCAACAUAGCAUUUGAUUUUUCAACUUUUUUAUUAAUGAUCCAGGAAAAAACAACCAUUCUUUAAUUAAUUAUAGAUGUUCACUGGAUUAGUCUCUUUGGAAAGGUUGUGUUUUCAUGGCUACAGAUUAAAUCCUAUUUGUAUGUUACACUGAUACAUUUUAUUUUCAGGCAACAUCUUAAAACUUCUAUAAUGUAAGAGAACACGUAAUGGAGUUUGGAAGCAGUGCGUUACUGAUCAGCACAUGACGUAGAACAGAUCCAUUAGUAUUAAAAGAGUAUAAAAUUCUCAUCGUAUCUCCUGCCAACUGCUCAAGGCUGUUUAAUUUCUAAAUAUUACCUCAGUCUUGAGUGUUGUUAGCCCUGUUUCACAUCAUGUAUGUAUGUAAUUUUGAGUCUGUUUGCAUUUGUUUUGUUUUCUGAACUAAUUUUGACCGUGGGAUUUGGAGUUGUGCAAAGAAGGAAAUUUAUUCAAUUGUCCUGAUGUUUUUUCCUUUUAUUUCUGUUCACGUCUGUCAUCACCAAAGUCCAGUUCAACCAAGAUCUCUCAGUAAACUGGGGGAUAACGGCAGAAACUAGCACAAUAGUUUUCAAAAUCUUGUAUUUUACAAGAAUUCUGAAAGGAGAGGUCUGUAGCAGUAAGAUUCCAAACACCGGCAUCUCUUGAACUUCUAGUGGGAGUUUUGACAUUGAUUCAAAUGGGGACCAGGAUCUUACCCUGUGUGCUGUAAUGGUAGGGUGUGCUGCACUUUCUACUUGGUUGUGUUAUAGAUGUUAAUGUGAAGAAUAUUGCAAGGUGAGUUGUGCUGUUAAGCAUUAGAAUGAGUGUGGGGUCUCUUCAGGGAUUUAAAUAUCUUUAGUUUUGCUUGUUGUCCUUUGGAUUUUUUCACUAAAAUAGAGAUCAGAAUCAUGGCUGUACCUCUUAUUUUUUCAUAAACGCACAUUUUAAGACUUUUGCAGAUUGCUGCUGUGUGCACAGCUGCAGAAUUAUUCUCAAGUAGAUGGGAGCUACCUAUAUGUUUAAGUCUGAAGGCCAAAAUCUGCAUUUGGCUACGCUCAGAAGUUGGUGAAAUGGGUUGCAGAUCUACAGCUGGGGGCAGAAACCAACUCUUGAGGUCUGCCAUUUUAGCUGCCAUUUAGAAUAUUUAUCUCACUCUUGCAAAUAGCAGAUCUUAUCAGAGCACUGAUUAUUUUUUAUCUUUGCUCUAGCAACCACAAUAAGAGAGUAAUCAUCUACCUUCUUUUCAUAUUUACUCCGUUAGAAUGUAACCUCUUCUCCCACAGGUUUUUCUGUCUAGAAGAGCAAUUUUGUAACUUGGAAAAAUAUUUUACUGUGGAUCGUUAGUCACUGUUCUGUCAUGCACUUGAUUUUUAUUAGUGGUCUUUCCAACGGAAUGAUUUGAAGGAUAACCUAUGUUGUCUGUCUCCUGAGACUCAUCCUCACCGAAUCAUUGUACCUGUAGCUCCAGCAUUACUGUGUCAUCUUUCUACCCUACAAAAAGUCUUCCCUAAGACGGGACACAAAACUGUUGUUCAUGUUGGUAGAAAUUGGAAUAUGAUUUGGGAAUUGAGGAGAAUAGAUCCUAGCCAUGACUCUGUUUUCCUUACUGAGUGUUUUUGUACUCUGUCUUUAAAUAUGGUUAGAAUUCUAAAUGCUGAUAAAUAUAACUCUGAUUUUUCCCUGUUUUUUAACCAGAGGGCUAAAACCAGUGAGCUUUUCUUUCUUUUCAUUCCCCCCUCCCCUUUUUUUUCCCCGUAAGUAAUUCAGUAAUGGAUAUAAUUCUUGUUUGUUAGAAAGAUGCUACACAUGCUGUAUACUUGCUUCCUGAAGAUGGUAUUGAGUGUAUAUAUAAACUGUACCAGCUUAGCAAAGUGAGGCUUGCAAAGCAGGCUGACCACUGGCUGUUUUAUACUUACACUUUGGGUGGUAUAUUAAUAGGGCAUGACAAGAAUUUGACAAAAUAAAUCCCUUCUUAAUGUUGAGAAGAGGGGGAGUGCUUAAAGGGGAAGGGAAUUAAUAGCCUUUCUCUUUAUGGGAUUCUUUUCUCCUCUUAGUGCAUGUAACUCCUUAUUAGGAAUCAUGGGAUUAGUGCAUGUACAUCAAGGGGAGAAUAAUCAAUGUUUCAUAUUUUCUUAUAACUUAUUGGUCAUGCUUUCUUUUUCAAAAUAUAAUACAUGCAUCAUCAUUUACUUAAUUUGCUCUUCUAAACGGACAUAUCAGUAACCAUUUGGAAGAUCGAAAUAUACAGCAAUGUACAAAACAGUGAAAAACAACACAAAUCUCUUCAUUUUGAAUUUUAUCUCCUCAAAUAGGAGUUUUUAUAUACGCACGAGCGCACACAUACACAGAGUAUGUAUAAAUUAAAAUUACUGGAAAUAGCUGAAGUUAAUGUCACUAAUGAAGAUUAGCAGGUGGCUUGGAUUGGAAAAGUGAGCGUAGAUUUUAUAUCUUACACUAUUUUCUUCUGGUUUAAUAGAUUAUAGCUUGUAUAUUUGACUACCAAGCCCUUUAAGAGCAAUAAUAAACAAAAAUAUAUCAUGUUUUUUUGUCUUUUGCUUUUCAACCAUGCUAAGUUUAAUAAACUUAAAGCUGUAGGAUCAUUUCCUCUCUCCACCUUUCAAAACAUUCAUUUAUUGCUUGAUCGUUUAGAUUAAAUACCAUGUCCUCCAGCAUGGACCUGCAAGCUGACUGUCAUGGAUCUCAGCAUUGACUCUGAAGGUGACUAAUAUGGGCCAUGGCAGCACCCAUCGUUGUCGUGAAGAACAACGAUAUUGCUCUCAAAGUGGGAUUUGCAAUUCCAAGAUAGCAUCAUGUCGACCUACGUCUUAAGAAGCUGGUGGGAGAGCUCUGAGGCUACUGGUGUUGUGAUGUCUCGCAGUUAGGAAGGCACAAAAAGCUGAUGCUGAAGAAGGAUGGGUUGUGAUCUGUCUGGAUAGCUGGUAUCCAGAGGUCUUGGCUCAAUAGGGAUUACAGUUCUCUGUUGCUCAUUGUGGGCUGAAUGUGCUCUUGCAAUUGACUUAGUGUUACUGAGCAAAAUAUUUGUCUCUGGCACAAAGAGCAUGGGCAACGUUCCUUUGUUUUGCUUUAACUUAUCUUGAAGGGCUCUAUACUUAAUUGCUGACCAAUGAAUAUGACUACUACCUUUUGUCCUAAUUGCCUAGUGUUCACGGAAAAAAGUGAAUGUGUCUGCUCACUUCCACGUGAUACCGCUUGUCACAUCUACUGAUGUCUGUAUACUUGCUUGCCUGUAUUUUCUGCAGAUGGUUCGGUUAUGACCUCCUGGCUGGAACUUGGAGCUUUCCAGUUCAACUAAUACUAAAGAAAUCAUCUCACGUAGCUGGGUUUUUGUCUUCCUGCAUUUUGGGCACUGGUUGACAUGCUCAGUAGGUAUGAAGUGACAUAACUCUGUUUAAGUCUACUGAUGAUGCAACUUUGCUGCUUCUGAGCAAAACUUUGUUAGGGAGGGUACGUCCUUCUCAGGCCUGCCUCACAUAGGCCUGCAUUACCUGGUAAGAGGUCUCUCUCUGGCAUCAAUGAAACCAAUAAAUGGGAUUUCACUAAGGCUGGAGCAACUAACAAGGAGUAGUCAAUGUACAUCUGAUAAUUGCUAAAGGUACCGUUUCUGUCUGGGACUACCCCAAAACCUGUAUUCACUUCACGUACGUUUUGAUUAGAGAAACAUGGGGUUGGAGGCUUUUACUAAUGCUGAAUUCACACUGUGCAACGUUUCAGAUUGAAGACAAUGUUCACAUAUCUUGGCAUCUUGGAGAAGUACAUAGUAAGUCUAAGGUCAACAUUGGAUAGACUUAGCCCAACUGUGUUUCAUACAGAUGCUGAAGGCCAAUGCAAAUACAAGUGAAACAUCCAUUCCUAGGUUCCCUUUUGGAAAUUGGACGCACUGGAGUAGCUCACAGCAUCUCCUGGAUGCCCAUGUGCUUAUGUCACUUGGUAUGAAGUUUCUCGCUCGCCGUAGUCCCAGUUGCACGAUCCUGGCUCAUGCCUGGGAAGAAAAGCCCUUCUUCUUCAUGGUAAUGCUGAAUUUGUACUUUGAAGCAGUUUGUCACACCUGCUGGUUUCCAUAUUUCUGAACUUUUGGAUCCAUAACGGGCUGCUCUGGAGCUGCCAGCACUGGGUGAAGCUGGGGUUUGAAGCAGGUACAGUUUUGCUGAAAGCUGCAACACGCACAGCUGAAUGGAGGAGAAAGACGGACAGAUACGGCCAAAUUCUUUCCCCCAAGCCAAGCAAUGGAAGAAUUGCCAGGAGCUUUGUAAACCAGAGAUGAGCAUGUAUGUGGGCAGGCACAUUCUGAUCUGUAACAUGAAUGUGAAACCACUUGGUGACAACUUACAAGGUAACCCUCACUAUUUUCAUGCAACUGGGGUCAGAAUUGGUCUUGAAGGGCCUAUCUCCUUGUUACAGAGGGCAACUUUUUAUUUUGUCACACCUCCUAUUUAUCUUGAAGAAUAGUUUAUCUGAUUGUCGCAGUGAUCUCUGCACCAAGAUCCCUGCAGAUUUAAAUAAAUAAAUAUUUUUGAGGGAAGACUUACUGGAAGCCAGUGUAAUGGGGUGUGAACCACAUUUGCUACCCACCAGAAAAUGGCAUGGAAACACUACACGAUUUGGAGUUGGGAAGACAGUGGAUUGGCAUCCAUAAGCCAAAUGUGUCAUGUUUCUCUUAUCUUUGACCUCUCUAAGUUUAUAGAAGAUUGCCUGGAUUUCUUAAAAUGUUACACCCAUACAGACUGGCACAAAAGCUACUCUGCAGUUUUUGAAACUCAGAGGAAGGUUAAUUUUCACUUUUCAGAGUGCUUGAGUGUAGUUGAUUGUCUAUUUCCAAAAAGCUUUACAAACUCCAUUAGCAAGAGAAGCAUUUUAUCUUUUUUAAGAGGAAAUGUAUUUUAAAAAUAGACACUUUAUCAGAAACUGGAAUAUAAUAGUAAUUUUUAAACCUAACUUGGAAGUAUUUGAAGUAUUCUUUAGUGUAGGGGCUACCACCACUAAUUUUCAGUCUUACCUGAUUUUUUUUUUUUUUUUUUUUGCCAAGGUAUAUUUUCAAGGAAACCAUAACAAUUUACUAGUUACAUCGCAAUCUAAUUUGAGAAGAGCAGAAGAGUAGGUGGCACAGGCUAAUCAGGAAUGCAAAUUCUUCCCAAGGCAUCAGAUAGACCUUUAUUAUUUGCACUUGUGCACAGAGACAAGCUGUAUCACUUGCAUUAUUUUGCUUCAGCUUUGUCAGAGAUGUACGCUGUGACAAUUGAAUGCUACUUGCCUGAAAGCCAGGAAGCUCCUGUAAACUGGCAUGUUACUCACUCAUAAAGAUCACCAGCAAGUACCGUAGCUUUAAUGAAAACCUCUUUAAUGAGAAAACUAACCCUCCUUAACGUUAUUGAUCGGUUGUUACAAACUCAUGCUUUGGAGGGAAGUGUCAUGAUUAUUAGCCAAAUCUAGCAAGUAAUAAAACUGUAUACAGGGUACACAUUUACUGUGCAUGUGUAUAUAUUUUUGUACAUUUUUACAGUUAUUUCCUACACUUGAUUCUUUUGAUGUUCAGAAGAGAUGCGUCUGAAUCUGGUUAAAAAAAAUAAAACAAAACGAAGCCUAACCCUGUCACUCACUGUAGUUUCUAAAAAGAACUGUGCCCAAACAAAUACACAGAUUUACAGUGCUAUGCAAAUUUCACUUUGUAAGUUGUCUCUUAAAUUUUGUUUAAGUAGUUCAUGCUGUUUUUACUGAGCUUUCAGAAAAAAAAAAUGCAAACGACUCGUCUUGUAAAAUAAAAUAGUUUUGGCUGUGUGAAAGUACUGUAUAUUAGAAUCUCGUUCAUGCGUUCAGUUGCUUAUCUGAACUGUUUGUAUGUGACUUUGUACAUAAUAUGCUGGCAUAG
This is a messenger RNA of Cygnus atratus (black swan), 7878 nucleotides long. It is a transcript of the gene AGPAT3, whose product is annotated as 1-acylglycerol-3-phosphate O-acyltransferase 3. Lineage: Eukaryota; Metazoa; Chordata; Aves; Anseriformes; Anatidae. The record is from RefSeq and is a predicted model, not a curated record. Bases 460 to 1590 code for a protein of 376 amino acids. Gene Ontology annotation, cellular component: endoplasmic reticulum; endomembrane system. The transcript has 11 exons. Gene Ontology annotation, molecular function: 1-acylglycerol-3-phosphate O-acyltransferase activity.